AGGAGAAAAAGAGCAAGGAAGAAGCUUGGUCUUUGAAAACCUGAAACAGUUUUUCUACUGACUCAGUUUAUUGCCGUGGUAACAAAGCAGUUGUUGCUUAGGCCCUGGGAGCUGUUCACCAUUAGAGCCCUAGGCUGCAAUGUGUGCGGGAGGGGCAGUUGUCACAAUCCUUGUAGCCCACAGUGUGCAUCUCACGUGGCAGCUCUUCUCUUCUUCCUACGCCCAGCCCCUUUCUCUCCUCUUGCCUGUCCUACUAAUUCUCUGACCUUAUACGUCAUUUUCUCCUGGCCUCGGGAAUGCAGUUUCUUCUUUGGUGUUGGGCAACUGGGUUGGAUGAAGCCUCCUUCCUCACCCAUCUGGUGAGCUCAAGAGAGGUGCCACCUCCUUUGGCUGGGUCCUAGACCUGGUUUUAGUGCCAACUCUCCUCCCAGCUCUCCUGCUCUUCUGUCCUUACCUCCAUGCUCUAGCAUUGCAGGCGGCCUCUUCUCCCUCUGUGCCCUGACGUCCUGAAGGCAGUCUGCUGACUCUGUCACAGGAACCGCGGUCUGGAACCCCUACAGGUUUAGAGAGGGCCCAAGAACAUUGGGGACCUACAAGGGGUCUGCUGGGAUUGGCAGAAAGAUUCCAUUCCUUGUCCCAGGGAACAGACGUAGUCAUGGAUCCUCUCUCAGAGCUGCAAGAUGAUCUGACCUUGGAUGAUACCAGCCCAGAUCUGAACCAGUUGAAGCUAGCCUCCAUUGAUGAGAAGAACUGGCCUUCUGAUGAAAUGCCAGACUUUCCCAAGUCAGAUGACUCUAAAAGCAGCUCUCCAGAACCUGUCACACACCUGAAGUGGGAUGACCCUUACUAUGACAUUGCCCGGCACCAGAUUGUGGAAGUAGCAGGUGAUGAUAAAUACGGGCGAAAGAUCAUUGUCUUCAGUGCCUGUCGGAUGCCCCCCAGCCAUCAGCUGGACCACAGCAAGCUCUUGGGGUACUUGAAACACACACUGGACCAGUAUGUGGAGAGUGACUACACACUGCUGUACCUGCACCACGGCCUGACCAGUGACAACAAGCCCUCCCUCAGCUGGCUACGGGAUGCCUACCGGGAAUUUGAUCGCAAGUACAAGAAAAACAUCAAAGCCCUGUAUAUCGUGCACCCAACCAUGUUUAUCAAAACCUUGCUUAUCCUCUUCAAGCCCCUCAUCAGUUUCAAGUUUGGACGGAAGAUCUUCUAUGUGAAUUACCUGAGCGAGCUGAGUGAGCAUGUGAAGCUGGAGCAGCUGGGGAUCCCUCGCCAAGUGCUCAAGUAUGAUGACUUCCUCAAAUCCACCCAAAAGAGUCCUGCAACAGCUCCCAAGCCCAUGCCACCACGCCCCCCGCUGCCAAAUCAGCAGUUUGGGGUCUCAUUGCAGCACCUCCAGGAGAAAAACCCAGCCCAGGAGCCCAUUCCCAUUGUGCUCAGGGAGACAGUUGCCUACUUGCAGGCUCAUGCUCUCACCACAGAGGGCAUCUUCCGGAGGUCGGCCAACACCCAGGUUGUACGGGAAGUGCAGCAGAAAUACAACAUGGGGCUGCCAGUGGACUUUGACCAGUACAACGAGCUGCACUUGCCGGCAGUCAUCCUCAAGACCUUUCUUCGGGAGCUUCCUGAGCCCUUGCUGACCUUUGACCUCUACCCCCACGUUGUGGGCUUCCUCAACAUUGAUGAAAGCCAGAGAGUGGAGGCCACACAGCAGGCUCUCCACACACUGCCAGAGGAGAACUACCGGGUGCUCCGUUUCCUGACUGCCUUCCUGGUACAGAUAUCUGCCCAUUGUGACCAGAACAAGAUGACCAACACUAACCUGGCUGUGGUCUUUGGCCCUAAUCUGCUGUGGGCCAAGGAUGCUGCUAUCACCCUCAAGGCCAUUAAUCCCAUCAACACCUUCACUAAGUUCCUCCUGGAUCAUCAAGGGGAGCUGUUCCCCAGCACAGACGCCCAGGCGGUCUGAGCACAGCCCCACCAGCCCCUUCUCUGGCAGCCCCAGCUGGACUUGUCCUCCUGCUAUUAACCGUAUUGGAGUCCAGGGUUCCUGCCUAGGAAGGGGCCCCGAAGCCCUAGAAGAUGGAAGUUGGAGCUCACUAACUGGGCAGCCCCUCCUCUCCCUCUGUCCGCCCACCUCACCAGCCCUCGAGGCCUCUGUUAUCGUAAGACAUUUUCUUUGCCUUAUACCUCUCACUGCCUCUUUGGUUGCUGGGCUUUCCAGAACUGGGCUUGGCGCCUCUGGGACCGAACCUCAGUAACCCUUUUCUUUUUCCUGCCUGUUUCCCUGGCAACUGUAGAAGACUAAAUCACUGCCGGCUGUGGUGGUAUGGGGGCUGGUCCUCUCUUUUCUGCUUGUUAGGAAAUGGGACAGCUGAGCCCUUGGCUUGAGCUGGCUCUCCUGGGUACCUCCCUUUCUGGUCAGUUGCUGUGCUUUUUAGAAGUGAGUGUUGGCCUGGGUACAAGUUCCCUCUGCUGCCCUUCCUACUAGUAGGGAUGACAAGACCAGAGUUGGCUUGUCACUUCUGCCUCCUGGGUCUGUUCCUCCCCAAGUGGUACUGCUCCCAGUGUGUACCAGUCCCCCAUUUCUGCCACACCUGGCAUCUUGGAUAACAAGACUGAGCCUCUGAACACCUGUUGAAAUGGUCCUCGCCACUCCUGGGGAGCCCAGUGUCAGGUGUGUCAGCAGCAUAGUCCUGCCCCUCCAUCCUCUCAUGUGUACAGGUCCCCAGCCAGUGGUCCAUGUCGCGACCAGAGGCCCAGUGCUCCAGGAUCCCUGGUGCCUCUUACUUCCUGCCUGGGUACUCUUGGAGGGCAAGGAGCUCAGAAGCCACUAAGAGGGGCAGGGGUUUUACUAAUAAAUCACCCCACCAGGAAGAUUGAGGGAGUGUGGUGGCUACAGGGCCGUUGUCUCUCAUAAACCCUGAGCCCCAGUGAUGACUGACCGCUUUCAUUCCACGCCUAGUGAAAACUUGUGACCCCCUUCCAGAAGUCUGCCCCUAGUGAUGGGCUGGUGCGGCCAGGCAUGACAGCUCCAGAGAUGGCACUGGCUAUCGUGGGACCUGCACUGAGCAUCUUGCAAGCGACGCCACUGUGUAUCAGGUCUCUGGUGCCUGAAGUGCUGCUUCUGUCAAUCCUGGCCCAACCUGGGCCACUCGAUUUUCACCCACCUUUUUGUAUCAAGUGUUGCUGCACUCCAUUUAUUGAGGAGCCUUUGGGACCUCUCUAGCCCUGCACCUGCCCUGUCAGUGUGUAGCUGGGGGCGCUCUUACUGUGAAUCCAGUGUUCACAUUUACCGUGAUUUUCUUGGCCCCAAUCAUGUAUUUCACCAUCUGCACUUUUUGUAUUUCAAUAAAAAUGAAAAUGGAAAUGCC
Molecule: messenger RNA, 3380 nt
Organism: Myodes glareolus (Bank vole)
Lineage: Eukaryota; Metazoa; Chordata; Mammalia; Rodentia; Cricetidae
Source: RefSeq, a predicted model, not a curated record